GGACGGCGCUCAGCUCUUUCCGGGCCUGGUCACGUUCCUGCGAGAUCGACUGCGACAUGCGAUCAUAAGCCGCGCUCUUCUGUGCCGAGUCCUUCUGGAUCUUGUCCAAUUGGGUGGUGAGCCCUCCAACCAGCUCUUCUCUCUCCGCCUGCAACUGCUUGAGCUGAGAUUCGAGCUGGGCCAGCUUGGCUUUCAGGCUGGUCGCCUCGGAGGUUGCAUUGUCGGCCUUGUGUUUUGUAUCGUGAAGCUCCUUCUGCAAUUGCUCCACUUCUCUCUCCUUGGCUGCAAUGGUGUCGUCGCGUGACUUGAGGUCCCUCUCGGCGGCUUCGAGCUUCUCCUUAGGAGCACCGGACGACGACAACAGGUUACCCAUUGCGCAGUAAACAAACGCCUAUUUCGUCGAAGGUAUGGAUAUCUUGGGGAUGGGUGGUGGGAUCGCGGGUUAUGCAAGAACAGAACGCUACCACACUAGGACUGUAAGGGAUCGGAUGUACAGUAGUAAUGUUCAAGGUCGGGCAGUGGAUGAUGCGGCGAUGAAUGACGGGACCGCGAGCAGCAGCGUCGUGGCGGACAAACAUUGGGCAGUCGCGAGGGGUGAGGAGCGAGGAGCGAGGAGCGAUGACUGGGAGAUACUCGGUGCUUUCCAUUGCCCCCUGUCACUUCAAACGGCGUCUGGGUGGUCUAUCCGUGGCUUUCCACCUUAUAAUUUAGCCAAAAUCGACACUUUACAUUAUAAUGCCGCACCACACCGUCAGAAUGGUGCCAAAGUGAGCAAACAAGACCUGUAG
This is a messenger RNA of Pseudocercospora fijiensis CIRAD86, 788 nucleotides long. RefSeq lists its product as uncharacterized. The transcript has 4 exons. The record is from RefSeq and is a predicted model, not a curated record. Lineage: Eukaryota; Fungi; Ascomycota; Dothideomycetes; Mycosphaerellales; Mycosphaerellaceae. Bases 408 to 788 code for a protein of 126 amino acids.